This is a messenger RNA of Cydia pomonella (codling moth), 1500 nucleotides long. RefSeq names its product skin secretory protein xP2-like. The record is from RefSeq and is a predicted model, not a curated record. The transcript has 3 exons. NCBI's taxonomy places the organism in Eukaryota, Metazoa, Arthropoda, Insecta, Lepidoptera, Tortricidae. The coding region runs from base 355 to 741 and encodes 128 amino acids.
CCAACAUGUCGGCUACGAUAUGUUGUCUAGUUCUAACUAACUCCUUCUCAGUCCGUUGGGUCGAUAUAUCGUAUGAAACGUUUGGAUAAGCCUUUACAGUGGUAGUAAAUUGAUUUAGACACUUGCAACAAUUUAGAAGAACGUCCAUCUUUCUCUUUCUCUCAAACGCAUUCCUUCAUAAAGAACGAAAUCGGGUGGUGGUGGUGAGUAAUCUUUACUUAUAAAAAUCGUUACUAACGCUUUUUCUCAGUAAUAUAUUUAUUUAAUUUCCGAAUUUGUAUUUGCGGUGAACUGUAUCGAAUAUAUUUUUAUCGUGCCAUCUAUUCUUAGAUAGAUACAUAUCUCAAUAACACAAUGACUUCAGUCCCGUUCAACGUUGGCCUCGGUGACGACAACCGUUUAUCCAGCAGGGUGCUCCGCCCCCCGGGCGGCGGACACACUGACAUUUUCGGAGGGGACCCGGAGCCACCGCGCGGUCGUCGCCAGAAUCCUGCCGCUGCGUAUGCAACAUCUCUCGGCGAGCAUCAACAGCCCCAGAACGGCAACGCUCCCGCCCAGAACGGGCAGGGGCAGGAAGCGCCAGCCCCGGCGCCAACUCCCGAAGCUGCGCCCAAGACUGAGGCGCCGGCCGCCGAGCCCGCGCAGCCGGAGCCCGUGAAGCCCGCUCAGCCGGCCGCGGCUGCGGAGCCUCCGAAGCGCGUCCGCGUGCCUCCAGGCGGCUUCUCCUCCGGGCUCUGGUAAAACUGGACACCCAAAGCUUGGUUUCGUGGCGUUAACGUAUUCUCGCUGGGACCAGUGAUACUAUUUUUUCUAAUUAGCCUAUUUGUCAGACGUGCCUUUGUUACGAAAAGCUAAGAUUUUCGGUUGUUUUGUUUGGAGUGGAGUUGUUCUGGUCCAUGUUAGUUUUCUUAGCGUAUUUGCUUAAAGUAAGCCGAUGUUGCAUUGGUACUUGUUUAAUCCUCGCAGUUUAUAUUUACUGAACAUGUAACUUUCGGUAGUAGUAUUAUUUUAGGAGAUUAGUCUAUAUUUAACCACUGCAUUUUGAGCUUUCUUCAAAAAACUUUGCUAGCCAACUCUCUAUUAGAUUAACUUCUUGUCACAAAUUUUUUGAUAAUUUUAACAUUUAUUGGCCAAAAAUGUAUUUGUAAUGUUUACACUGGGUUCUGUACUAUAAACGUUAUAAACUUUUUAAAAAUUAAGCUCAUCGAGAGUAGUUUGAAAAACAUUCCCCAAUUUCUUACUGAGAUGACAAGUCUGAUCUUUAUGCUUGCUAUGGAGCCCCUAGUUGUUUCUCUAUUUUAGUGUUGUAUGAAAUCUUUAAGGUUGAGAGCUUGUUGUAUUGGCUCUGUCUUGUGCCUCCACGUUAACAUAAUGUUGUACUUAAAGAUUACGUCUUUUGCAUUUAGUUUUAUUAAUGAUGGCCUACGGCAAAGAAUGCGAUUAUGUAUAUUGAUAAUUAUAAUUGUAUUUUUAUAUGAAUUAAAACACCAUUAAAACAUA